AUGUCUGAGGCAUCGGAUAAAACCUCAACGGGCUGGAGAAUCCCUCGCGCAUGCCAGGAAUGCCGCAAGCGUAAAAUCAAAUGCAAUGGCCUGACCCCAGACUAUAUUCGCCAUCGGCGGAAGAAACAUGAGUACGAGGAAGCCAGCGAGAAGAAUUCAAUUCAUCAUGGCUCCCCAAGUGGAGUGCCACCAUCGGGCCGGCGCACAACUUCCGUCAUGAAUGACUUCCCGAAUAGCGUGUCUGCAACACAUAUGGCAUCGCCAUCAUGUCAGAUGCAGCUAUACUAUGGCCCUACGUCUCAUUUCUCUCUCAUGCAGCAUAUCUACCGAGAUCUCGUCUCCAACCCUACCUCUCAACCUGAACCCUCUGGCGGGGUCGAGGAAGCUGGAGCUGGCUUGGACUUGUUUAGUUUCCGUCGCAUUUUCUUCGGAACCCCAGAUUUUCAUGAGACUAACAAGUCACUUGGGACAGGGGACUUGUCCAUGAUGUUCUUGCCGUAUGAUUUGGCUAAGCUUUUCCUAUCGCGGUAUCUCUCUAGCCUCUAUCAUCUGAUGCCACUUCGCCCCAAAGUAUAUUAUGAGCAAUGCCUGGACCGAAUGUACAAUUCGUCACCCACAGACCACCUAGAUGCUUUCACCCAUGCGAUUAUGCUCCUUGUUAUGGCAAGCGCGGCACUUGGCACGGAUCAUUUUGCUUGGGGUGAUGUAUUGUUUGAGCGUGUUAAGGCUUCGUUGACCGCAUUCGAUGACGCGAACGAACAAGGUCGGCCCAACUCAACGUUCUUGCAUCUGGGCUCUGCUUGUCGCAAAGCCUUAUCAGCAGGUCUGCAUAAAGACGUUCCUCACGGUAUCGCUCAAACUCCAGAAAACAUUGAAGAACGACGGGUAACAUUCUGGUCCAUCUACAUCUACGAAACCUGGUUUUGCUAUCAUGCGGGUCGUCCGAGCUCCAUCUCCCUUAAGGAUGUCGCAAUCGAGUACCCACAGGAUCCAUUUAUUCGAUUAUUGGUGCAGCUUUGCAAAAGCAUCACUCGGUCUGUUAAUGAGAUAUACGGGCAGCGGCAUGAGUCUCUUCUGCACAUGUGGAGAGUUGCUCGAUCCAUUGCGGAUGAUAUCCGUGGUCUUGAAACGCCUUUAAAACAAGUUUUGGGCCAUGGGCUUGAUGAUAGCAUCCAGGCGGGAUCCCUUGGUGUUCGACAAAUAAUCUUCAUUACCUUAUAUAAUCAUACCCUCCUUCUCACAUUUCGCCCGUUCCUGAUAUUUCGCGGCCAUUGGCAACGCGAGAGGAAUCUCUCACUUGACCAAUCUGGUACCAAUGUCAAUAAUCGCCCACGAGAAACGCCUUCCUGGCUCAACGAAGCCUGCAAUUUUGCCAUAACUGCCGCUCAAAAGACCCUCCAUCAUCUAUGUGAAGCUUCAAGAGUGAAUGAUCUUGUUCUAGAAUUGAGAUAUCACGGGUACUUCUUCGGCAGUUCUGUAUUUACUCUGAUUUACGAAUUCCUCCACAAUCCGAGUGUCGCACCUGUCUAUCUGCCAUGGGUUUAUGCUUCGUUGCAAACAUUGUCAACCAUGCGGGCUGGGGACCCGGUCGCAAGCACAAUUUCAGCAGUACAGACUGUGCUUCGCAAUAUCAAUCCGUCAUACGAAUGGUUGCCUCUACUCGCAACAAGCUCAGAUAACAUGGCGCGCCCAGGAGGGACAGUCAUACACCAAGGCCUCAACACAGACCGCGGGCAUCGAUCGCUGCUCAACAUUCCUGCAAUCCCUCAGAAUCCGUCGCUGGGAAUGCGACCUGACAUGUCGACGUCUCCUUGGAACUUUCCUCAGGUGGAAAAACCGGAAAAACCUGAAACCGGCGGUUCUGCGGGCUCUGGGGAAGACUUGCUUGAUUUCACUCAGUCUGACAUGGGCUGGGAUUUCGAUUUCUCUACCAUGGACUUGGAGGCCUUCUUUUCGGUUUAUCAGUCGAAUGAUGCUCCGGUCCUUUGA
This is a messenger RNA of Penicillium coprophilum, 1989 nucleotides long. RefSeq names its product Zn(II)2Cys6 transcription factor. Gene Ontology annotation, cellular component: nucleus. The record is from RefSeq and is a predicted model, not a curated record. Bases 1 to 1989 code for a protein of 662 amino acids. Gene Ontology annotation, biological process: positive regulation of transcription from RNA polymerase II promoter by galactose; DNA-templated transcription. NCBI's taxonomy places the organism in Eukaryota, Fungi, Ascomycota, Eurotiomycetes, Eurotiales, Aspergillaceae. The transcript has 6 exons. Gene Ontology annotation, molecular function: RNA polymerase II cis-regulatory region sequence-specific DNA binding; zinc ion binding; DNA-binding transcription factor activity, RNA polymerase II-specific.